Messenger RNA from Piliocolobus tephrosceles (Ugandan red Colobus), 411 nucleotides. RefSeq names its product protein SSX5-like. The coding region runs from base 1 to 411 and encodes 136 amino acids. NCBI's taxonomy places the organism in Eukaryota, Metazoa, Chordata, Mammalia, Primates, Cercopithecidae. Gene Ontology annotation, biological process: regulation of DNA-templated transcription. The record is from RefSeq and is a predicted model, not a curated record. Gene Ontology annotation, cellular component: nucleus. The transcript has 4 exons.
AUGGAUGGAGACGACGCCUUUGCAAGGAGACCUAGGGUUGGGGCUCAAAUACCAGAGAAGAUACAAAAGCAUCCCUGGAGACAAGUCUGUGACCAUGUACUACAUUUGGUGAUUCUCAGUCCAUUCUGGAAGGUGGGAAGAGAGCCAGCCAGCAGCAUUAAAGCCCUACUGUGUGGCAGGGGAGAAGCUAGGGCCUUCGAUGAUAUUGCCAAAUACUUCUCUAAGAAAGAGUGGGAAAGGAUGAAAGUCUCAGAGAAAAUCGUCUAUGUGUAUAAGAAGAGAAAGUAUGAGGCCAUGAGUAAACUAGGUUUCAAGGUCACCCUCCCACCUUUCAUGCGUAAUAAACGGGCCACAGACUUCCAGGGGAAUUAUUUUGAUAAUGACCCUAACCAUGGGAAUCAGGGUGAGUAG